CAAAUAGUCAAAAUAAACCAAUGUAAAGGAACCCUAGUAUAUUUUGAAAUCUUCCCCUGGGAAGUCUCGAUCUCCACCUGACAAUUGAAUCUGUUGAAUGUGGAGCUUCCUCUUUGCGGCAUCCAUCAUCGUUCUUCCGCUAAAAGCCCCCGGAAAGCCAAUCAAGUCGCUGCAACCUUCCCAUCAUCACAGGAUUCACCUCUGAGACUUCGUCUAAACCACAACGUCGACGUCCUUACCUCGUUGGCUCUGCGUUUCGUCCCUCCCUGCCUCAAAACACUGAACUCCUCCGAGCCUGUGCAUAUCUUCGCCGUUUCAACACAUAUAUCGGCCUUGUCCGAGGUAUCUGUCCUCGUUUCAGGCUAAUCAUACGUCACGCAGGGUGUCCUACGCCCAACGUGUGCCCGAGUGUCUCUGUCCCCGCCUAGCCUGGCGUUUCUGUGCUUCAUCGGAGGCAUUUUGGAUGGUCUUAGAACUAUAUAUUAACAAUGACAUCAAGUAUGUUGACUGGGGAGCGAAGGUGGACAUCUGCACGGAGAGGUGGCAUGACUGUCCUUGGAAAAGUUGCUGUUCCAAAACCCUUGAACUUACCAAGCCAAAGAUUAGAAAACCAUGGACAGAACCCGGAUGUUGAGAUUGUUCCCAAGGGAACUCUCAGCUGGGGAAGUAAACCGUCUUCCUCCACUCCAAAUGCAUGGACCUCCUCCACAUUGUCCCCGAAUGCUGAUGGCGGUACUAGCUCACCAAGUCAUCUCAGUGCUGGCGUUUCUUCUGGCGGGAAUGGUAGCCGACCAUCUACUGCCGGCAGUGAUAGAACUCAUGAACAUAAUGUGGCUGCAUGGGGCUCCAAUUCUAGGCCUUCUUCAGCCUCGGGUGCACUGUCUUCAAGCCAAGCAUCAUUGGCAUCCUUACGCCCACGAAGUGCAGAUACAAGACCUGGCAGCUCUCAACUUUCACGUUUUGCAGAAACCAGUUCUAACCACCCAACACCAUGGGCACCUGGUACUUCUACAGAGCGAUUGGGGAUCUUAAACACUAAGAAUGAUGGCUUUUCUCUUAGUUCUGGGGAUUUUCCUUCUCUUGGCUCUGAAAAAGAUAAUCCUGGGAAGACAAAUGAGGCGCAAGGUCAAAGCUCUCAUGGUUGUCCUGGCUCACCAUCGGGUAAACUCUCACAUGACACGGGCAAGGUGGAUGAAGCUAGCUCUGAGCAAGAUGUCAAAAACGGAGCUGUUGGCAUGUGGAGAAGAGAUGGUCCGUACCAUGUUGAUGAUGGCAUCCCAGGUGGCAUAGACAUGUGGCAAGGGGAUCCCCACCACCAGUAUGCAAAUUCUGAUAUCCCCCCUCAACAUUUUGAUGCAUGGCGUGGUUCUCAUGUGCCCCCUCCUACUGGUGUUUGGUAUAGGGGACAUCCUGGAGUACCUCCUUAUGGACCCCACGUUGGUCCCGGUGGGUUUCAAUUUGAACAAUAUCCACAUUACAGGCCCCACCAAAUCCCUCAUAUAGCUAAUUCACAUCCAGUACCUCCUCAAGGGCAUGGUCCUAGAGGGCCCCACCCAAGAAGUAAUGAUUUCUAUAGGGCGCAUAUGCCGGACAGUUAUGUUCGCCCAGGUAUGCCAUUUCAGCCUGGGUAUUACCCUGGCCCCGUGGGUUUUGAGGGCUAUUAUGGACCACCACCUAUGGGGUAUUGCAAUUCCAGUAAGCAGGACAUCUCACUUAUGGGCAUGCCUCCGGGGCCUGCUGUUCUUAACAGGUUUCCAGCACCGAAUGCUCACGAUCCAAACAAUUCACAUGCCAGAUCAGCUAGCCAUGGUGGUGGCAAUAACAUGUUCUUGCCUGAACAAGGAGAGUGUGUUCAUCAUGACUAUGCUCGACCGCCAUAUAAAGUUCUUCUAAAGCAUCAUGAUGAACGCGAUAGAGGAGAUGAGAGAGGGGAGACUUGGAAACGGUCUGCAUUGGCUAAUACUUCACAUGGAGAUGGGAUCUGUCAUCAGCCUGGGGGGAUGAAGAAUGAAUGGGAAGUCCAUAGUAGUGAAGAAGCAAUGAAUGAAAACUCUAAUUCACACAGUGUUGAUAAUCGAAGAGACAUCUCUUCAGAUAAUGUCAAAUUCGAAUCAGUUGAAGGUCUGGACAGUAUUAGCCCAGCUCCAUACGGCUGGGAUCAAAGAUCAGUAACAAUGGAGCCCUCUCAUGGAAUGGCUAUUCAAAAAGGCCCAGUUCUGGCAGUUGCUAGAAAGGAAUCAACUCUGAUGAAAAAGAUUGAAGGUUUGAAUGCAAAAGUUCGUGCUCAUGAUGACCAUUUCGAUCCACGAAAUGAAGAGCAAAUUAGACCCUUGGUUAAUGCAAAGUUUGAAAGUGCUACAGAUGAUGAUACCAGAAGCUCAACUAAGUACUAUGAAACUCAUGGCUCUGACAUGUCAAGGACAACCUCUCAUGCUUCAAAGGGCAGAAAUGAUAAUCAUCCCAGUAAAGCUAAGUUCAGUUAUCAUGAUGAUAGCUGGCGAAAGCAUCCUCAUCCUACUGAAUUCUCAGCUGUGUUAUCAUCACAUAGUACUACUCCUGCUUCUAAUGUUCAAUGCAGUAUCUCAUAUCCUCAAGUUGGGCAUACUGAACUUACUGUAACUAGUUUACUGGAGAAGGAUGAGAAAGAAUCCAUAUCCGAAUCAUUAGAUGGCCAGACACAGCGUGCUAAGAAGGAAGAGUUGGAAAAGCGUGCCUUACAGCUACAGAAAGAAGAGGAAGAACGGACUAGGGAGCAGAAGGCCAAGGCUCUUGCUAAACUGGAGGAAUUGAAUAGGCGUAUGCAGCAGGGAGAUGAUUCUUCUUCAAUACAUAUGGUUGAAAAGGUCCCACUUACCAUUUCCAUGAAGCAAGAACAAGGAGGAGAGGGUACAAUUCGUGAAUCACCCAAUGAACCUCCGUCCACAAAACCUGGUGAUGUCGCUGAAAUAAAUGGGGACAUACCUCCUAGAAAGGGUAGUGAAAAAGCUGAGUUGCAGCCUAAUACUGGACAUGGUCUGAUUUCGACACAUCAGCAGGAUCUCCAUCCACCUGGCACUGCCCUGCAAGCUAAUGAGAGGUAUAACAAACGUACUGCUGGCUACAAGCAAAGACAGAAUGUGGGAGUUCGUAAUAAGGAUCUGAACGAACCAUCAGCUCCCGUAGUGGCUGCUGCUAGCGAGGCCCCAAAGAAUCAUCUUAUUGAUGAUGUGUCAUCUGAGGGUGCUAUUCAUGGUGCUGGCUCAAGCAAUCCCAAUGCCUUCAGUACAUUGACAGAGUCCGGUUUGCAACAGAGAAAGAAAGGGAGCAGGAAUGGCAAGAAUAAGCAGAAGACGAUGGAUGAUACUCCGCCUUCUAUUUCUGCUUCACUGCCCACUACAAUGCAAACAGACGGUACGACUUUGAAACACACUGAAAAUGAAGUUUCUGAUAUAAGCUCUAUUCAGGCAAUAAUGAAUACUGACAAUGGGCUGCAAACAUCAGAGCUACACGUUCCUUCAUCUAGCAAAGAAGGCCAUGUCAGAGUAAAUGAUCAGAAAAGAUCUCAGUACCCUCGCAAGAUAGCCAGAAAUCAACGUGCUAAUAGAUUUGUGGACAAAUUGUAUGGGAGUGAUGCUGUUGUGUGGGCCCCUGUGCAACCACAGACCAAACGUGAAGCCGUUGUUGAAACCGUCCAGAAAAAGGUCCUACCCGAUGAACCUGCUCCUACUCCGGUGACGGGUGACUACGUGGCGGUGCCACAGAGUAGUAACAGUAAUCCUAACAAAAGCAAGCGGGCUGAAAUGGAAAGGUACGUUCCGAAGCCUGUUGCGAAGGAGCUUGCCCAACAGGGAAGUAGUAGUUAUCAACACCACACGUCCAUCACUUUCGGCUCCCAUACAUCAGUAUAUAUAAACCCAGACAGUAAUUUGGAUGGUUGGGGCAUGCCUAUUGCUGAUUCUGUACCUCGACCAGUGUCUUUCAGGGAAGCAAUAGAUGUAGAAGGUGGCAAAACAGGAAAAGACGGGAAAUUGAAUUCUUCAUCCACUAGCAGACAAGACUACAAUAAAAGCACAGUAAAACCUGUUAGGCCCGAUAAUAACAGAAGCAGUAAAAACACAACGGCUGGAAGAAAUCACGUUCAACCGGCGGUGUUGCCUGAAGUUAAGGAGACGGAUAGAACUGCAGUUGCCCCUAAAGAAAACCGUAUCAGUGUGCCUCAUUGGAAACCCAAAUCCAAUGUGCAUGUUCCUCCACAUUCUGAGAAGAGUGAAGUUCAGGGUGAGGAUGAUGUGAAAAAGCAACAAGAUGAGCCUAGAAGAGGAGGGGGAAAGCAAAACACCUCCAGGGGAGGGAGGCCUUACUCUCCAAACCAACCUCCUGCUGGCAUGGACGAUGAAUUUGCUCCUUCAGAAACUCAGCAUGAUCGGAGAUUUACCUCAUCAGGGUCCCGAAGGGGCGGUAGUGUGCCAAACAGCCAUCACAAUAGUAGCAGGGGCAGAGAGUCAAGUGGAGAUUGGUCUUCUGGGCAUGACGAAAACAGGGAAAGGCGGAGGAAUAAUAGUAAUAUGCAUUAUGCAUACCAGCCGGUUGGGCAACACAAUAAAUCAGGAAACUUUGGUGGUCCAGCAGCAGCAUAUUAUGGGUCUCAGAGGGAUGCUCCGAGAUAUCGAGAAACGGGACAGUCUAGACGGGGAGGAAAAAAUUAUCAUGAGAAGAAAGGAGGGAAUUCCCGGGAAGAUGUUGGUUAUGAUUGUGAUUGAUGAGAAGAUGGAUUUAUUUUUAUGUGAUGUGAAGGAAAGUUUCUGCUAUAAAUGUUUGUUUUAUCAGGUUUGGAUUUGACCAGUUAGUUACUUUGUUCAACUGAUUUACAUUUACACGCCGGUGGUGGUUAGAGCAGACCAUUCCUAGCAAGGAAUGCAAAGGAAUGGAACGACUAAAGAUAAAUUCCCUAACUUAAAUGUUUUGUGGUAUUUUCCCUGUUCUUCAUCACUCAUCAUAUGAAUGAAGGUUCUGUAUUUAAAGUUAGCAUUUGCCUAAAUUUAGUUGAUUUCGAUAAUCGCUUUUCGAUUUUCAUCUUUUAUACCAAUUCGGCAACACAUGUUUUGAUAAAAUAUUACGUAGUACAUAAUUUUUGGUGCUAU
Cuscuta europaea is the source of this 5120-nucleotide messenger RNA. The record is from the annotation of a GenBank genome assembly. Lineage: Eukaryota; Viridiplantae; Streptophyta; Magnoliopsida; Solanales; Convolvulaceae.